Molecule: messenger RNA, 5706 nt
Organism: Anopheles cruzii
Lineage: Eukaryota; Metazoa; Arthropoda; Insecta; Diptera; Culicidae
Gene: Spt6
Product: transcription elongation factor SPT6
Exons: 10
Coding region: 126-5555 (1809 amino acids)
Biological process (GO): nucleosome organization; transcription elongation-coupled chromatin remodeling; mRNA transcription by RNA polymerase II
Cellular component (GO): transcription elongation factor complex
Molecular function (GO): DNA binding; nucleosome binding; histone binding
Source: RefSeq, a predicted model, not a curated record
AGGAAGCGUCUCUCGUAGGUGCGCUGAACGUUAGGGAGACGGGGUGGGUAGCGGGAAGCGCGGUAGUUGCUUCUCCUGCGCCAUAGUUUUCCUUGGGCGGUUGUGACGGACGCUCGCACCGAGACAUGGCCGAUUUUAUCGAUUCCGAAGCCGAGGAGAGUGAGGAUGAGGAGGAGUUGGAACCGCAUGAGCGCAAGAAGCUCCGGAAAGCUAAAGCCGUGUCGGACAGCGAGGACGAGGAGGACGACGACGAAGAACGGUUACGCGAGGAACUGAAGGAUCUGAUCGACGAUAAUCCGAUCGAGGAGAGUGACAACGAUGACGACUCGGACGAUGGGUCCGAGGGAGGUCAUCAGAAGCGCAAGAAGAGCGACGACGAGCUAGACGAUCGGCUCGAGGACGAGGACUAUGAGCUGAUCGAAGAGAAUCUGGGCGUCAAGGUCGAACGGAAACGCUUCAAACGGUUGAAAAAAUUCACCAACGACGAUGGAAGCGAUGGCGAGUCAGGUGACGAGGGCAUGAUACGUGAAACGAUCGAGAAUCGAUUGUUUGAGGAUGAAGAUCGAACUUCGGACCACGAGGGGCAGCGUGAUAAACUGGAGAGCGCACGCGACCACUACGGCGACGAAGAGGAAGACGAAGAAUCGGACGCGGACGACUUUAUUGUCGAUGACGACGGUGUUCCGAUCAGCGAUAAGCGCAAGAAGCGGAAGCACAUCUUCACCGAUGCUUCGUUGCAGGAGGGGCAGGACAUAUUCGGUGUGGAUUUCGAUUACGAUGAGUUUGAAAAGUAUGGCGAUGAGUACGAGGAAGGUUCGGAGGCCGAAGACGAGUACGAGGAAGAGCAGCUCGAUCAGCUGGAUCGCCCGAGCGCCGGCGAGGGUCGUGGAAAGAAGGGCGCGAAACAGGCCUCCCGCAAGCGCACGCUGAAGAAGUCGAUCUACGAGAUUUACGAGCCGAGCGAACUGAAGCGGGGUCACUUUACCGAUCUGGACAAUGAGGUGCGGCGUGUCGAUAUACCGGAACGGUUGCAGCUUCGCGAUGUGCCGGUGACCGGUAUUGCCGAAGGUUCGGUGGAGCUCGAGGAGGAAGCGGAAUGGAUCUACACGCAAGCGUUCUGCAAACCGCACGUCUCCGAUCAGGGCCCCGUCACACGGAAGCCGCCCUCGAACGUGCCAAAGAUCAAGCAGGCACUCGACUUUAUGCGCAACCAGCACCUGGAGGUUCCGUUCAUCGCUUUCUACCGCAAGGAGUACGUGCAGCCCGACCUGAACAUUAACGAUCUGUGGAAGAUCUACAAGUACGACUCGAUGUGGUGUCAGCUGCUCGGGCGCAAAACGUCCCUGCAGCGGCUGUACGAGAACAUGCGCAACUACCAGCUGGACAAGCUGAUGGAAACCCCGGACGCGCCCAUACCGGAGGAGAUGCGCGUCAUACGGGACGAAGACUUGGAGCGGUUGCGAGCCGUUCAGUCGCCCGAAGAGCUGAAGGAUGUCCAUCUGCACUUCCUGCUGUACUACGCGCACGAGAUCGCCCCAAUGAAGACGCGGUUGAAGGAAAAGUCACGCGAGCAGGUACGGGCGAAGAAAAAGCAGCGCCCCAAUGCUGCGGCACAUGAAGGGGACGAGGAUGAGCCGCGGGUGGACGAGGAUGACGAGGAGGGCGACGAGGGCGGUCAGGAUCAAAUUCGGUUAAACAUCGACAUCGGACCGUACGCAAUCUGUCGGAAGCGGGGGCUCACGGGGCUGACGAAACGCUUCGGACUGACGCCGGAGCAGUACGCAGAGAACGUGCGCGACAGCUAUCAGCGGCACGAGGUGGAACAGGAGACCAAGGAUCCGCUCGAGGUGGCCAAAGAGUACAUGGGGACGAGCUUCACCUCGCCGGAAGAGGUACUGCAGGGUGGCGUGUUUAUGGUGGCGCGCCAGCUCGCCCGGGAACCGCUGCUGCGCAAGUGCAUCCGUGAGCUGUUCUUCGAGCGCGCCAAACUGAACGUGCGUCCGACGAAGAAGGGCAUGAAGGAGAUGGACGAGACGCACCCGUGCUACGGAUUGAAGUAUCUGCGCGAAAAGCCGGUACGCGAUCUGACCUGUGAUCAGUACCUGAAGCUGACCAUGGCCCAGGAAGACAAACUGCUGACGAUCGAGAUCGUCGACCGGAUCGAGGGUAACGCGUCGGCCGAUUUGCUCGAGGAACUGAAGGCCCUCUACUAUCGGGAUGAGUUUGCCAAGAACGUGCAAGAGUGGAACCGGUUGCGGGCCGAGUGCGUGGUGCUGGCCGUGAACCGUAUGGUGGUGCCGGAACUAAAGCGCGAACUGCACAACACCCUGCUGGCCGAGGCGAAGGAUGCGGUGCUGCGCGUCUGCUGCCGUAAGCUGUACAACUGGAUCAAGGUGGCCCCGUAUAGGCCGCCCGUGCCCGACUUUGACGAUUACGAGUGGGAAACGACACGGGGUGUGCGCGUCAUGGGCGUGGCGUACGUGCCCGACUUCACGCAGUCCGCAUUCGGUGCGAUCAUCGCACCGGAUGGUGAAGUGACGGACUAUCUGCGCAUUCCGCAUCUACUGAAGAAGAAGAACGCGUACCGCGAGUCCGAGAAGCAGUGCAAGGAGACGGAUCUGCGCACGAUCACCAACUUCAUACGCAGCAAGAAACCGCACGUGAUCGUGAUCGGCGGUGAGUCGAAGGACGCCAUUAUGGUGCAGCAGGACUUUGUCGAGUGCUUGAAGCGCUUGCAGGAGGACGAACAGUUCCCGCAGGUGGCGGUCGAGAUCGUGGACAACGAGCUGGCCAAGGUGUACGCCAACUCGGCCAAAGGGGGCACCGAUUUUCGCGAGUACCCGGCGCUGCUGCGGCAAGCGAUAUCGCUGGCCCGGCGUGUCCAGGACCCGUUGGUGGAGUUUUCGCAGCUGUGCAACACGGACGAGGAAAUACUGUGUCUGCGCUACCACACGCUGCAGGAUCAGCUCCCGAAGGAGGAACUGCUGGAGAGCAUCUAUCUGGAGUUUAUUAACCGCACGAACGAGGUCGGUGUGGACGUGAACCUGGCGGUCCAGAACCCACUGACGGCCAAUUUGGUGCAGUUUAUCUGCGGCCUGGGACCACGCAAGGGUCAGGCCCUGCUGAAGGUGCUGAAGCAGACGAACCAGCGGUUGGAGAACCGGACGCAGCUCGUGACCACGUGCCACAUGGGGCCGAAGGUGUUUAUCAACUGUUCCGGCUUCAUCAAGAUUGACACGAACUCGCUCGGCGACAGCACGGAGGCGUACGUGGAGGUACUGGAUGGGUCCCGGGUGCACCCGGAGACGUACGAAUGGGCACGCAAAAUGGCGGUCGAUGCGCUCGAGUACGACGACGAGGAUGCCAAUCCGGCCGGGGCGCUCGAGGAAAUCUUGGAGGCGCCCGAACGGCUCAAGGAUCUCGAUCUGGACGCGUUCGCAAUCGAACUCGAGCGACAGGGUUUCGGCAACAAGAGCAUAACCCUGUACGAUAUUCGUGCGGAGCUGAACUCGCGGUACAAAGACCUACGGACACCGUUCCGCUCGGUGACGGCGGAAGAACUGUUCGAUUACCUCACGAAAGAGACACCGGAAACGCUGUAUGUGGGCAAGAUGAUGCUGGCCACGGUCGCCGGGUUUACGUACCGGAAACCGCAAGGUGAUCAGCUCGAUCAGGCCAACCCGGUGCGCAACGACGACACCGGCUUCUGGCAGUGCCCGUUCUGCAUGAAGACGGAGUUCCCCGAGCUGUCGGAGGUGUGGAACCACUUCGAUGCGGGCGAAUGCCCUGGCCAGGCAACCGGUGUGCGGUUACGAUUCGACAACGGACUGAAUGGCUUUAUUCACAUCAAAAACCUGUCGGACAAGCAUGUGAAGAAUCCCGAAGAACGGGUACAGGUCGGUCAGACGGUACACGUGCGCGUGACAAAGAUUGACAUCGAGCGCUUCUCGCUCGAGUGCUCGUCGAAGAGUUCGGAUCUGUGCGAUCGCAAGAACGAAUGGCGCCCCCGGAAAGACCCGUGCUACGAUCAGGACCAGGAGGAGACGGACAGUAAGAAGGAGGCCGACUCCAAGAAGCAGCAAGCCCGGCAACAGUACGUGAAGCGCGUCAUCGUGCACCCGUCGUUUCAUAACAUUUCCUACGCGGAAGCCCUCAAGCUGCUGGAGGGUUUCGAGCAGGGCGACGUGAUCGUACGACCGUCCAGCAAGGGCUCGGACCACCUGACCGCCACCUGGAAGGUGACGGACGGUAUCUACCAACACAUCGAUGUGCGCGAGGAAGGCAAAGAGAACGUGUUCAGUCUCGGCCAAUCGCUGUGGAUCGGUAACGAUGAGUUCGAGGAUCUGGACGAAAUCAUUGCGCGCCACAUCACCCCGAUGGCGACGUACGUGCGCGAUCUGCUCAACUACAAAUACUACCGGGACACGGACGGUGGCUCGAAGGAGAAGGCGGAGGAGAUCAUACGGGCGGAGAAGCAGAAGAACCCGAGCAAGAUCCACUACAUCGUCUCCGUUUCGAAGCAGUAUCCGGGCCGCUUUCUGCUCUCGUACCUUCCGCGCACCAAAUUCCGGCACGAAUACGUGACGAUCACUCCGGACGGGUACCGGUUCCGGCACCAGGCGUUCGAUUCCGUCAACUCGCUGCUCAAGUGGUUCAAGGAGCACUUCCGAGAUCCGAUACCGAUCGAGACGCCCAAGAGUACACCCAAGAUCGGUAGCCUGUCGGCGUCCCGCACCCCGUACGGCAGUACGCCCAAGUUUAGCGAUCUUAACAGUGAAGCCAUCGAGUCUGUAGCAAAGAACAUGCCCGCCCACAUGCUAAGCUCGCUGUCGGCCGCGGCACACAAUACACCGCACUACUCCUUCACCCCGCUGGAGUACGGAUCGAGCAACUAUGUCACCACGCCCUACACACCGAGCGGUCAAACGCCGUAUAUGACGCCGUAUCAGCAAACGCCACACUUUUCGCAAACGCCUGGCUACGGCACCUCGACGCCGUCGCAGUACUCCAACAAAUCGUCCUACGGAGGCAUGUCCGCCUCGGGCCAUCCGCCAAGCAGUCACGCGUACAAAACGUCAUCCUCCCGCACGGGCAUGGGUGGCGGUGCGAGCAGUGUGGCCAGCAGCAGUAGCAGCCUUAUGAUGAUGAGCAGCCAGCAGCAACCUUCACCGUACUCCAACAGCAGCGACCAUCACUAUCGAACACAGCCACCGCGGAGCGUCGAGUACGAUAGCUGGUCGAAGGCGACCGACUCGUGGAGCAAUCGCGCCGGCACUGGGAGUAGCAUGGCAAAGGGACACCAUCAAUCGUCCGAUCGAAGCUCAAUGUCCGGUGCUGGAUCUUACCGUCAGCAUCACGGCGGAAGAUCGAGCGAUUCGGUGUCGUCGUCCAACUCGCACGAUCAUCGCAUGACACCGAAAGCGAACUCUUCCAGGUACUCAUCCAGUGGCCGAUCGCCAAUGCCACCACCGUCCGGGCCGCCCCCAGCUCAAGCCCAGCAGACACCAAACGUUUCGCAGACCCUCGGCGACGCAACGCCACUGUGGGACGAGUAAAGAGCGAUCGCGGAGCGUGAGCGGAUCUUACACUCGUGAGUAACGAUCGCGUGAAACAAUGGACGCCGUAACACGGAAACAUAUGAUAACAAUCAGAGACGCAACGUUAGCGAGUAAGGCAACAAAACAAUUGAUCGCAAGAAAUAUAAUA